AGAAAGUCUUGUCCGGACGCUGAAAGUUCUCGCGCACCUACCCUUCAAAUUCCGCGCAUCGCUCCGCCCUUGCGAAACCAGCCGUGGGGUCACCGACAGGACUCUUCUUGCUCUUCUUGAUCUCCACGAAUUCGACGAGGAAACGCAGCCCAAGACGAACACGCCCACUUGCGGGUCGCGGCUGACGUUUGUUAAUUGAUCCCCAGGAAAGAAAAAAGAGGAAAGAAAUCAGCUUGCAAGAGAGAAUUCAAAGGAAGGAAGGAGACCCAUUUAUGAUCUUUCAAGAAGAUGCCCGUCGCAUGACGCGUUGAACCCAGAUAGAAAAAGGAAAGAAAUCAGCUUGUGCAAGCGUUCGCAGGAGGAAGGUCAUUUUCAAGAAGAUGCGCAUCACGUGACGCCUCGGAGAAGCAAGAAAGCAUCGAGGAUAGAGGAAAGACGAUGAAUGCGUUGAAGGGGAGAGUCUCGGAGAAGCUUUCGGGUCUCUUUGCUCCUUCCCCGGGAUCUUCUCCUCCUCCCUCUCCGUCUCCACAAUCCAGCGACCAUGGGAACCAACCCCAGGCCAGGCCGAGUUCCCAAGAAAGAAAGUCUCUCUCUUCGUACUUUUCUUACUUUGUUCCAACUAGCAGACUUGAUGGACUCAGAUCAAAGAAGUGUGAGCAGGACGUCGAACUCUAUCAAUCACUUCCUGCUGAGUGUAAUGAUGAAAAACCUAGAUGGCAAGAUGUUUCUUCAGAAGGUUUAGAAUUUACUCUAGAUAAAAGCAAAGCAACAGCUGAUGGCCAUGAAAAUUCAAAAAAAUGUGCUUCAGUCUGUGAGAACGGGAAAUCACUAAGUACAAAGGAAGAAGAUGAAGGAAGUACCAGUAGUUCUGACUUGUUUGAAGAGGCAACUGACAAGCAUUGCUCAGACAAGCCUCUUCAAAAUCUUGUGGACAAUUCUGUCUUUAUCUCCCCUGAUCUAUACGAAUUUUUGCACUCAUGCCUUCCAAAUCUUGUGAAAGGUCGCCAAUGGGUCUUGCUGUACAGUACGCUAAGACAUGGUAUCUCAUUGCGUACACUUAUCCGCAAGAGUGCUGACCUUUCUGGCCCCUGUUUGCUGAUUGUUGGUGACAUGCAAGGAGCAGUGUUCGGUGGCAUGCUAGAAUGCCCCUUAAAACCUACAGCGAAAAGGAAAUAUCAGGGGACAAACCAAACAUUUGUAUUCACAACCUUAUAUGGGCAGCCAAGAUUGUUUCGACCAACAGGUGCCAAUAGGUACUACUACAUAUGCAUGAAUGACUCACUUGCACUUGGCGGUGGAGGCAACUUUGCCCUGUCCUUAGAUGGAGAUCUGUUAAGUGGAACAAGUGGACCCUGUGAAACAUUUGGGAGCUUAUGUUUGGCUCACAACCCAGAGUUCGAGUUGAAGAAUGUUGAGUUAUGGGGCUUCACUCACUCAUCAUACUAUACUACAAGACCUGAAGUUGCAACAAGGCCUGCUCGCGCUGCUCUCGUCUGAAGUUCAUUCUUUAUUGUUUCAAUUUUGCCUUAGUAAAUGCACAUCUAUCCUCAGAAUUCUGUAGCCAGAUAGGUCUAUUUAUAUUAGUUGUGGAGGCACCCUCGAGGUAUGUGAUGGGGCCAAACGGCUGAUUGUGCCGGUUACUUAAGACUUGUUCGUGUUUAAACUCAUUUCAACUUCAAAUGAAGCUUGUUUUCAAUUCUUGUAAAACUUCUGAUUCGACCUCCACUUAUAUAAGAGUGAGGAAUUCUUGUGGGUGUGCGCGGUUA
Messenger RNA from Eucalyptus grandis, 1766 nucleotides. Its product is annotated as oxidation resistance protein 1. Bases 439 to 1497 code for a protein of 352 amino acids. The record is from RefSeq and is a predicted model, not a curated record. The transcript is spliced from 8 exons. Lineage: Eukaryota; Viridiplantae; Streptophyta; Magnoliopsida; Myrtales; Myrtaceae.